CUUGCCGUAGAAAACACGGAAGCACUGUGUGGCCAUGGUGGUCGUCGGUUAGCCUGACCGUGCUGUCCGUUUCAGGGCUGCUUAUCAUGGCCACAUGUUCAGUAACGGGUCAUAUGCCGUGUGUUGACGAAGGAGGGUGCGGCGGGGAUGUGGCUAAAUAAUGGGAAACGUGUUUGGGAGAAAGACUCCACCCUCGCGUGUGACGGAGCAGGACAAAGCCGUUUUGCAACUGAAGCAGCAGAGAGACAAACUGAAGCAGUACCAAAAGAAAAUCACCUCGCAGCUGGAGAAAGAGCGACUUCUCGCCAAGCAGCUGCUGAAAGAUGGCAGGAAAGACAAAGCACUGCUGCUUCUCAAGAAGAAACGAUAUCAGGAUCAGCUGCUAGAAAAGACUGAGAAUCAGAUUUCAAACCUGGAGCGCAUGGUUCAAGAUAUUGAGUUCAUGCAAAUUGAGAUGGAAGUCAUCGAAGGGCUUAAGGUUGGAAAUGAUUGUCUGAGGAGUAUGCACGAGAUCAUGUCAAUAGAAGAUGUGGAGCGAAUCCUGGAUGAGACCCAGGAAUCAAUAGACUAUCAAAGGCAAAUAGAUGAAAUGUUGGCUGGAGCCUUGACGCAGGACGACGAGGACGCUGUUUUAGCAGAGCUGCAAGCCAUCACUCAGGGAGAAGACAUAGCACUUCCAGAGGUCCCUGCUGAGCCAAUACCAGAAGUCCCAGAGGCAGCUAAAGCUGAACCAGAGAGGAGAGAAGCAAAGAACAAGCUGGAGAGAGAGAUGCAGGCGGCCUAACAGACUGACGUUGUGGUUGAUAUCCACUAUUGGACUCCUGGAGCAGGUUGUUUUUGUUCUGUUAAUUCCUCUUUAAUUCUUAGUAUCUGGGACCUGCGGGCAUCCGUGAACCUUUACUCGUUUGACAGGAUCAGCACUUUGUUUGUACUGUGGUUCACUGCUCCCCUGAAGUAUCUACAUGAAGGACGUGUCACGAUCUGUUCGCACAUGUCUGACUGGAAUUAGAAAAGAUCAAUGUCAUAUUAAAAGUGUGCUGGCUCAGAUGAAACAGAAGGACAGGACCAAUUUUUAGAUGUUUUACACAUUAAAUUCUGUUGUUUUACACAUUAAAUUGAGCUGUGGCAACAA
Molecule: messenger RNA, 1132 nt
Organism: Hippoglossus stenolepis (Pacific halibut)
Lineage: Eukaryota; Metazoa; Chordata; Actinopteri; Pleuronectiformes; Pleuronectidae
Product: charged multivesicular body protein 6
Exons: 8
Coding region: 161-784 (207 amino acids)
Biological process (GO): vesicle budding from membrane; late endosome to vacuole transport via multivesicular body sorting pathway
Cellular component (GO): ESCRT III complex; multivesicular body
Source: RefSeq, a predicted model, not a curated record